CUUUUUUCUGCCCGCGCAGCGAGGCAAUGGACCGUCAACCAUCAUCAGCCAAAUUUCUAUCGACUUAUCGCAACACACGACGAGCGCGUCGUACGAUCUCGCCUCUCUACCGAUAAACUCCAUUUUCUAGAAGCGAGCAGAAGGCGUUCCCACGCACCGGCGUCAUGGGUGUGGCGAAGAAGACGAGAAAAUUCGGACAGGUGAAGCGGUUAAUCGGCCAGCGCGAUGCCCGACUAAAGGCGAACAAGGAGAAGGCGGAGCUCGAGGCCAAGAACAAGGCCAAGAAGAUGGCAGACGGCGAGCUCGUGCGUGAUGCGCCGCAGAUGCCGAGCAACAUGUUCUUCCAGCACAACACGGCGCUCGUGCCGCCGUACAACGUCCUCGUCGACACGAAUUUCCUCUCGCACACGGUGCAGCGUAAGCUGUCGCUGCUCGAGUCCAUGAUGGACUGCCUGUACGCCAAGUGCAACCCCAUCAUCACAUCGUGCGUCAUGGCCGAGUUGGAGAAGCUGGGGCCAAAGUACCGCCUCGCGCUGCGGGUGGCCAGGGACGAGCGGUGGCAGCGGCUUCAGUGCGACCACAAGGGCGUCUACGCCGACGACUGUCUCGUGGACCGCGUCAGCAAGAACAGGAUAUACAUCGUGGGGACCAACGACAAGGCGCUCAAGCAGCGGUUACGCAAGAUCCCCGGCGUGCCGCUCAUGAGCGUCGCGCGAGGGAAAUACGUGAUUGAGCGGUUGCCGGGGGCCCCGGACUCAUAGAAUUCUGUAUUGAUAGAAAUCAGCGACUCAUUUUUUGUGACGGCAUCGAUGGGUAUGGUGCUGCGGCUUUGUGAAGGGUGGGUGUGCUGCUUAUGCUUCGCCAUGGCACUGGAGCUUAGCGCCUAUCACCGAUGCUCACUGGCCUCGAUGGAGCAAGGUGCGGCGGGCGGCUGAAGCCACGACACAUAAGCGUAAGUAGGCAAGCUACAAUAGGAACGUCCACUGCUUGUCUUGAAUCUAAUUUUUGCG
Molecule: messenger RNA, 1010 nt
Organism: Purpureocillium takamizusanense
Lineage: Eukaryota; Fungi; Ascomycota; Sordariomycetes; Hypocreales; Ophiocordycipitaceae
Gene: FCF1
Product: rRNA-processing protein fcf1
Exons: 2
Coding region: 165-761 (198 amino acids)
Cellular component (GO): nucleolus; small-subunit processome
Source: RefSeq, a predicted model, not a curated record